AUGAAACAAUGGAUAUUUGUCUUAAGCCUUUUAGGAACGUGCUCUGCUUUGCCGAUACUGCCUCGUCAUGCUGGGAUUCCUGGAAUGGGUAGUAUAAGCCUUGAGGGUAUGAGACAGCUUGGUGGACCAAGUAUACCAAAUGUAUUCCCUCAGUAUGCCCAGACUUAUAGCUAUGCUGAUCCAUUUCAUUCAAUGUGGAUGCACAAUUUCCUACCAUCCCAUUCAUCAUUCUACUUGAUAAGGCAAAGAUCUCAACCUGAAACUCAACAGUAUGAAUACUCAAUGCCGGUGCACCCUCCUCCAUUGCCAUCUCAAACACCCACUCUGCUUCAACAACCUGGGAUGCCAGAACAACCUAAUUACCAUUACACACAUUUCAUUCCUACAAGGCAAGUCCAAAUACAACAUUAUGAUGUACAGCCAGCGUUUCAGCCAAAACCGUUUUCUCCAUCAGAAGGAAAUCAACCAGAUGUUCAGCAACAGCUAUCACCAGCAGACAGACAGCAGUUACCUGCUGUACAAGAAUAUUCAGGGACAUUGGGCCAGGCCGUCUACCCUGGUUUAUUUGGAACUCAGCAAAACUCAGCCCAACAACCACAGCAACGAUCUAUUUACCCCAAUUUGCAAUAUAUGUCUUAUGUAGCAAACCAAGGAGCUCCUACCAGAUUAGGAGUAGUAAGCUCAGAAGAAAUGCAGGGUGGGGGAUUUGGUGCACCAGCCUAUCGGGCAGCAGGCCCCCAUCUCUUUCCCAUGGAUGCUAGAUUUGGGAAUAUGCCACUGAAUAGAGGACAACCAGGAGAUUACACAGUUGAAGAUGAUCAGCUGGGCAUUACAGAACAGCCUGAAGUUCAAGGAGGAGCUAAUCUAGGGUCCAACCCUUCAAGCAGAGGAAACAAUGCGAUCCCUGUGGAUGGCAACCCAGGGGUUGCCUUGCCCAAUGCCAACAACAACCUGUUAAACCCUGCUGGUCAGAGUAAAGGGCAGGCAGGUGCACCCCAAGCCACUGCAUUGCCUCCAGCAACUCAUGAUAGCUUCAUUCCUUUGGAGGCUGCUGACCCUGCCAUGCCUUUGGAGCCUACCAUGUUUCCCGACUCCUUUUACUCAACCAGUGCAGGAAAUGAGGCUGGCCAGCCACAAGUCAGUCAAAACAGCUGGCAUUUCCAAGAGCCCUGA
Messenger RNA from Candoia aspera, 1173 nucleotides. It is a transcript of the gene AMBN, whose product is annotated as ameloblastin. The record is from RefSeq and is a predicted model, not a curated record. Gene Ontology annotation, biological process: odontogenesis of dentin-containing tooth; cell adhesion. The coding region runs from base 1 to 1173 and encodes 390 amino acids. The transcript has 10 exons. Lineage: Eukaryota; Metazoa; Chordata; Lepidosauria; Squamata; Candoiidae. Gene Ontology annotation, molecular function: growth factor activity; structural constituent of tooth enamel.